UUUUUUUUCUUCUUUUGAGUGGGACUGGAUGGGAGGGAGCAGCAGCUUCAGUACCAGGCACUGCUCUCCCUCWGUACGGACUGGAUAGACUGAUAGAAAGAGGAGGAGGAGGAGGAGGCUCAUACAUGCUGCCGCCACCAUUCCUGCUGCUGCUGCCUUUGUCGAACAGGGAGCUGCUUCGAGGCCACUUAUAGCCAGUUGGAUAUUCUUUUUUUUUUUUUUUUUUUUUUUUUUUUUUUUUUUUUUUUUUUUUUUACGGAACCCGAAGCGGUGGAUAACGGAGUGACGGACGUACCAAUGUACUCGUUACACGAGAGCAGCGGACUGCUUGUGCUGCUGGUCUUUGCAGGACUGCAGAUUGCAGCAGAGGCCAGGGGUGCCCCACCAUGCAAGCCAGGCUUCACUGAAGAUCUAUACACUGUCGUGGUGCCAGAUAUCGCAGAGAAAGGAUGGCCUCUUUUCAACUUGAAGUUUAUCAGCUGUUGGCGAGGUGGUCUGGUGCGAUUUGAAUGCAGUAAUCCAUCUGACUUCCGGAUAGAGGCCGACGGAGUCGUUUAUGCUGCAAGGACUCUUCAGGCCUCCUCACUCCCUGUGUCACCUUUGCUGAUCAAGGCUGUCGACACCACCACUCGGCAGCAAUGGAUGACCCAAGUCAGGCUGRCACCCCCCAUACAGGACCAGGAACGUGCUGUCCCUCCAGUCAUGUCCAAGAACUUAGAGGAAAUAGUGUUCCCUUUGCGAAACGCGGACAGCCAACUGAAACGCAUAAAAAGAGACUGGGUCAUCCCUCCAAUCAAUGUCCCUGAGAACUCACGAGGCCCAUUCCCACAAGAGCUAGUCCGGAUCCGAUCAGAUCAUGAUAAAAGCAAACUUCUGAGAUACAGUGUGACGGGCCCAGGCGCUGACCAGCCUCCACUUGGAAUCUUCACCAUUGCCCCCAUUUCUGGAGAGCUGUCGGUCAACAAGCCCCUGGAUCGAGAGCACAUCCCCACCUUCCAUUUGAGAGCCCAUGCAGUGGACCUGAAUGGCAAUCAGGUUGAAAACCCAGUUGAUAUUGUGAUCAACGUGAUCGAUAUGAACGACAACAGACCCGAGUUCACUCAUCAGAUCUGGAAUGGCACGGUACCAGAGGGUUCCAAACCAGGAACAUUUGUCAUGACGGUAACGUCUUUAGAUAAAGAUGACCCAAAAACAGCAAAUGGAAUGCUUCGUUACAAGAUCUUGUCUCAGACUCCCGAGAGUCCGAGCUCCAGUAUAUUCACCAUCAACAAUAAAACUGGAGGCAUCAUUACGGUAGCAGCAGGCCUGGACAGAGAGAAAGUGCCUCAGUACACCUUGAUCAUCCAAGCAACCGACAUGGAGGGCAACUCGAUGUAUGGCCUCUCCAACACAGCCACAGCUGUCAUCAAAGUUACCGACAUUAAUGACAAUCUGCCCGAGUUCACUGCUGAGAAGUUUUUUGGGGAGGUGCCUGAGAACUGUGUGAACGUUAUCGUGGCAAACCUGACUGUGACUGACAAGGACCAGCCAAACACACCUGCCUGGAAUGCYGUCUAUAAAAUCAUUGACGGUGACCCCACUGGCAGAUUUUCAGUGCCCACCGAUCCAACAACUAAUGAGGGCCUGGUAACUGUUGUCAAGCCUAUUGACUAUGAAAUUACUCGAACGUUUAUGCUGAAAGUGGAAGCUAGGAAUGAGGUUUCCCUGACUACGGCGAUCCAAUCCCACAGACAGUCCACUGCCACGGUCUCCAUCAGGGUAAUAGACGUCAAUGAGAGYCCCUCCUUUGAGCCCAACCCUAAACUAAUCAGACUGGAGGAAGGGAUGGUGCCCGAGUCAGAGCUGACCUAUUUUACUGCGCAGGAUCCUGAUCGCUUCAAGCAGCAAAUCAUCAGAUACUCCAAGCUGUCAGAUCCAGCCAACUGGCUAAAUAUUGAUGCCGUCUCUGGUCGAAUCACAACAAUGGCCAUUUUGGACAGAGAGUCUCCUUAUGUGAAGCACAGUUUAUACAAUGCUACAUUCCUGGCCAUCGAUGACGAUAAGAAGUUCCCUGCGACYGGCACAGGAACGCUGCAGAUCUUCUUGCUGGACAUCAACGACAACGCACCCAAAGUGUUUCCUCAGGAAGCAGAGAUAUGUGAAAAGCCGGAGCCCAACAUCAUCAACAUCACUGCAGUGGACGGGGACCUGAUCCCAAACGCUGGGCCUUUUGCCUUUGAGUUGGCUCACAAGCCUUCGGAUAUCAGAAGGAACUGGACCAUAACAAGAACCAGCGGUGAAGGUGCUCAACUGAGCCUGAAGAUUGGUUUCCUCGAAAGCGGUAUCUAUGUCAUCCCCAUCAUAAUCACGGAUUCAGGCAACCUACCCAUGGCCACCACCUCCUACCUGCGGAUUAAAGUGUGCCAGUGUGACAUUAACGGAGACUGCACCGACCAGCAACACAUCAUGGCUGCUGGUUUGGGAACAGGCGCCAUCAUAUCCAUCCUCCUCUGCAUCAUCAUCCUGCUCGUCCUUGUGCUGAUGUUUGUGGUGUGGAUGAAGCGCCGUGAAAAAGAGCGUCAGGCCAAACAGCUUCUUAUCGAUCCCGAGGAUGAUGUGAGAGACAACAUCCUCAAGUAUGACGAGGAAGGCGGUGGAGAGGAGGAUCAGGAUUAUGACCUGAGUCAGCUUCAGCAGCCAGACACGCUCGAGCCUGAUGCCAUCAAGCCGGUGGGAAUCCGCCGUCUAGACGAGAGACCUCUCCACCCCGAGCCCCAGUAUCCUUUGAGGUCAGCAGCACCCCAUCCUGGAGACAUCGGAGAUUUCAUCAACGAGGGACUGAAGGCAGCAGACAAYGACCCCACUGCUCCUCCCUACGACUCGCUGCUAGUGUUCGAUUACGAGGGCAGCGGCUCCACAGCCGGCUCCCUAAGCUCACUCAACUCCUCCAGCAGCGGGGGCGACCAGGACUACGAUUAUCUCAACGACUGGGGCCCUCGCUUUAGAAAACUGGCAGACAUGUACGGUGGAGGCGACGACUAGGACGCGCUGGCACACAUUGAAGGAUAAGGAUCACAAAAAAAAGGAUUUCCUAUUGAAGGACAGCUUCUGAUAUUCCCUGAGAGUGAUAGAACUGUGACUGAAAUUAUAAAAAAAAAAGGAAGAAAAAAAAAACGUUAAUUCAAUUUUUUUUCCCAAAAACAACCAACCUAGGCUUAUUGUUGUAGUCUCUGCAUACAUAUGCUUGUUGAAAGCUUAGGCACAGGCUGUGGUCCAGCUGUGGAGGAUGGUGGGAGGGAAUGCUGGUGGACUGUCACCACUCAGAUUGUCGUACUGAAUGCGCUCAGUUAAACUUGAAUUUCACAGUACAGAAGCACUGGGAUAUAAUGUGCCUUUUUGUACAUUUUUUUGGAUCUAAAUGAUUAGUUUUAUGUUCAAGGCUUUAAUGGUACUGACUUUUAGAGUGAUUUCAAACGAAUAUGUUACACUCUGGUAUGCUUCAACAUGCUUUUUCUUUCUUUUUUUUCUGUUUCUUUUGGUUACACAACGCUCCUGUUUGAAGGCUAUUUAAAUAAAUCACAAGGAUUGAACAUCUGUUAGCUUGGAUGAGAAGAAAAACGAUUUAAAGCAGCACUGUACAGUAUGCUAAACCUUUAGACUUUCUCACAAAAAAUUAAAAUUAUGCAGCUGGUUGCAAAUAAAGGGAGUUAUAAAUCACACUUUUGUAGCAUUUUUUUAUUAUUUUUUUUUGAAGUGGUGUAGUAUUUUACAAAAACAACAAACUGUUUUGGUCUAAUUUAUGUACACUUCUUUUGCCUUAGUCAUAAUCUGAUAUGUUCGAGUUUUACUUCACUGUAAAAAGAUGUGUGUACAUAAUAUUUUUUUCCUCCCUUUUUUUUUUUCUUUUGAUGUAGUAUUAUGGAAAAAGUGCGAAGUUCCAAACUUGUAAAUGUAUAAUUUGGACAACAAAUACAAGUUUUUUUGCAUGUUUUUAUCUUUUCAUGACGACAAAAACUUUCAAAAAAUUAAAAAAAAAUAGUUUCACAAAUUUCUUUACAACGUGGAAAAAAAACCUGGGUGAUAAUACAUGUGUAGAAGUUACGAGUGUUUUGUAUAAAAAAAAUAAAUGGGGAAAAAAACAAUAAAAUAGAAAAGUAGUGAUCUUGUCAGCACAACUGUUGAAUUUGUACCAAACAAAAUGGGACGUGGGAAGGUCAGAAGUGCUGUUGGCACUGAUGAAAGACUCAGCUUUAAGACUGGAGCAGGUGUUGAACUGAAGCCUUGUGGAAAACCGUGUGUACUCCAACACAAAUUAUACAUCUCUGACCCCAACCAUCCAAAUAAAAUGCUGAUUUUGGAGCUAAUAAAGGAAAAAAA
Austrofundulus limnaeus is the source of this 4356-nucleotide messenger RNA. It is a transcript of the gene cdh2, whose product is annotated as cadherin 2, type 1, N-cadherin (neuronal). The transcript has 16 exons. The record is from RefSeq and is a predicted model, not a curated record. Bases 298 to 3021 code for a protein of 907 amino acids. Gene Ontology annotation, biological process: homophilic cell-cell adhesion; cell-cell junction assembly; synapse assembly. Gene Ontology annotation, molecular function: calcium ion binding; beta-catenin binding; cadherin binding. NCBI's taxonomy places the organism in Eukaryota, Metazoa, Chordata, Actinopteri, Cyprinodontiformes, Rivulidae. Gene Ontology annotation, cellular component: catenin complex; presynaptic active zone membrane; cytoplasm.